AUGGAAGUCUCUGACCAAAUGUUUUCUUUAAGUCAAUCAAACAUUUGUCGACUCUGUGGACUAAGCAACACCUCAGGGUUCCUGAUAUACCAAAAAGUAGAUGCUGCUGAAUUGACUAUUGCGGAUUUAAUUAACCGCUAUUUGCCUAUUCAAGUUUCAGAUGAUGACGAAUACCCAAGAACUAUAUGUUCAAACUGUAAAUGUCAGUUGGAUAUGUUGGUGAAAUUUAUUGAUGAUUUGUUAGAUGGUCAAAUGUUUCUCAAAAAUGUUUAUAAAAUGUACAAGUCUAAACAGCUUUCUUCAGCAGAAUAUAUACCUCUGGUUGAUGAAAGAACUACUAAUUUCAAGAAUAAUAUAAACACUAAAAGUAAUGAUGUGGAAUUUGUAUGUGAGACUUGUGGCUUAACAUUAGCUGACAAAAAUGGCUUAAAGGCACAUUUGAAAAAUCAACAUGAAGAACAACCAAGCCAGAGUGGUACUUCAACAAUUAAAGUUGCUGAAAGAUUUUCAUGUGAACAUUGCAAGAAAACAUUUGCCCAAAAAAAUGGGCUUAAUACUCAUUUAAAAACACAUAAAGGUGAUAAAAAGUAUGUAUGUCAAGUAUGUAAGAAAAGCUAUUAUCAAAAUGGUAACCUACAAGAACACAUGCGCAUACAUACUGGAGAAAAACCUUUCAUUUGCGAAUAUUGUACAGUAUCAUUUAGAACAUCAUCUCAGUUGAAAACUCACAUUCGAUGUCAUAGUGGUGCUAAACCUUACAAGUGUUCAGUGUGUGAACGAUCAUUCCCACAUAAUAAUACUUUGAAAAUUCAUUUAAGGCGUCAUUUCAAUGAUCGACAGUACAACUGUGAAUAUUGUCCAAAACAAUUUUUUGACCAUACAUCGCUGGUCAGACAUUCUCGUACACAUACAGGUGAAAAACCUUAUUACUGUGAUGUAUGUAACAAGGAUUUUGCAACAGUCACAAAUUUUAACAAACAUAGAAAAGUACAUAUGAAAGAUAAAAAUUCUACAGUAUGGGAGCUGACUACCAAAUUCCAAAAAGGCAGUUCAGAAAUUGAUUAUAUAAAUGCUACAAUAAUUAACGAUAAUGAUUUACAGCAAUGUGAUAGACAGAGGAUGUAUUUUAAUUUCCAAUCAAGUCAAGGAUCUCAACUCUGA
Molecule: messenger RNA, 1161 nt
Organism: Macrosiphum euphorbiae (potato aphid)
Lineage: Eukaryota; Metazoa; Arthropoda; Insecta; Hemiptera; Aphididae
Source: the annotation of a GenBank genome assembly